GACCUUGCCCGUGGAGAGGCGGCGGUAGCGAAGGCCGCUGUCAAGAUGGCGGCCGGAGCGAAGAGGCGGCGGGCUCUGCAAGCUUCUCCCCGGCCGCUCUCCGCUUUCCCCGCCGCCCUCGCGGUGCUGCUUCUGCUUGGCUGUGGCCCAGCUUCUGCCGCUUCUGCCCCUGUGUGUCACCACCGCAUCCCCAGCGCCAGGGAGGUGAGGCGGGUCUUUGGAGGCGGGGGGGGGGGGGCUAAGAGGGCGACACGGGAUCUCCGCCUGGACCUGCGGAUGCCAAUGAUGGUUAGGACUCGCCUUUGGCUUCCGCGCAUCUUUCCGCCGGUUGCCGCGUUUGCAGCGUUGUCGGCCGCCUGUUUUGCCUGUUUUUCGCAUUUGUGCUCGUAAAAGUUCCUGCUUUGAAUGCAAGUGAGGAUGGUGGGGACCGGUUUCGGAAAUCUGAUUUAAAUCUCUCCGCUCGUCCACUUCCUUGGGAUCCUUCGUUUUUUGAAUGCCGAUGCGUGUCGCGGUUUGCAGCAAAGCGGUAACCUGUUGGUUGGUGCCGGUUGUAUCUUCCACGCAUCCCAGCAACUUAUUUUUUCCUAGGGAGGACCGCGAAACGCUAUGGGAAAAUAGUUUUAAGCCGUGCCGCUCCGAUAUUUUUUUGUCAUAUGUUAGACUAAAGGCAGGGAAAUGGCUCUACAGUUUUGGCAUUUACCUCGCGGGGUAGGUACGUCGUUUUCCCGUUGUUUUGGGCGACUCAGCCUAUUCUGUUGCUUUAUUGUAGAAAGCCAAGGUGAUCCAAUUGACAAAAUACUCAGAUUAGAAGCUAGGUUUAGUUUUCUUUCUGAAGAAAGCCGCUAUGCUCUGUUCUUUAAUUCUUCUCAGUACUAUUGCCACCAUUUAUGGCACACAGGAUACUCUUGACGGCUAAACUAAUGAUGCACUUAAAAAAACACACCACCCCCCAGCACAAGUUAAAAAUGGAAAUAAUCACAUUUUGUUAUUACCCACCCAUUAAGAUCCCAUGGUCAUUACUUUUCUCUAAUGGAAAAUUUGGUUUGUUUAAAUUCUUGAUAUUUUCAGUGGUAAUGGAUUUAACAGAAAGUCUUAUCCUGUUUAUGUGAUUUUAUUUUAGUGUAUUCAGUCGGACUUGGCUCCUAAUUAAGCGUGCAUAGGAUUAUGGCCUAACAGAGAAGUUUAAGCUGUAAGACUCCUAGCAACAAGACAAAUAGUUGCUUCCAAUGGGGGGGGGGCACUCCCUCCCACCGCAGAAACUUGGAUUCAAUAUGUGUGGAAUAUAGCACUUAUGUAAUGCUCAGCUCACCAUUGGAGGGUGAUAAGAGGAAUAACAAAAAAAGAUGGGUCUGAAUUUAUAUUGUUUAUUAACAGUACUGUACAGGAAUCUCUUUUCCGUCUCAGUCACAGCAGCCUGUGUGUCACCACAUGUUAGUGUGUCGGCUGCAGUGUAGGUACACUCCCCAUGCUCCUCUUGGGGCUGGAAAGGGUUAGUUUAACCUCUGGUUUGCUAGUAAAACUGUAUUACUGUUUCACGAAAUGAUGCAAAACUGAAUUACUGUUUCACGAAAUGAUGCAUGUCUAAAAAGUGUGUCACGAACAUGAAAAGUUUGGAAAGCUCUGUUUUAGAUAGACGUAUAGCCUGUGGAUGUGAGCUUAAUCUGUAAAGGAAAAUAUUUUUAAAGUCUGCUUUGAUGCCAUGUAGAUGGCUCUAUACAAGACUUAACAUCUGUACAUGCAUUUGUCCUGGAAGACAACAGGUUGUUUGGUAAUAGUUCUAAAAGUUUUCAGUAAAGUUUGUAAAAAAAAAAAAUCUGAAACAACUUCAAGACUCUGCCAUGUUUUGUGGCCACCAGUGAUCUGCUGGUGGUGUAAAAACUUCUUCAUCAAACUGUCCCGUCCCCCCCACCAGGGAGGCUGUGGCCUACAUGCCAGGUGACACAGAUACCUACGGCAUCUAUAAUAACCCUGCCAGCACCAGCCAAACCUGCCACCUUCCACCAGGCAUACACAACCUGCUCUACUUGUUCAUGACCAAUCAUCAACACAUAUGCACCAAAAUCAUGCCCCAGCAUGAAACUGUAAGCAAACACACAGGCACACACUGGCACUCCCAAACACAGUGAUUAUAAGCCCACACCUGCAGCUGACAGCCACAUAUGCCAAGGAAAAAUGGCUACAGGGGCACAACAAUAUGCACUAGUGAAAAGCAACACACCACCCCAAGGACGCAUACACACUCCCCAAAGUGGGGCGGGGAGCAAGCCACAUCCUCCUCCUCAUAGGCAGGAGUUGAGCUUUAAUAUGUUACAACCGUGGCAUGAACAAAAUUACCAAUUAACACAUAAACUACAUAGAUUUAUAGUGCCUACUGGCAUUAUUUUGGAUUUUGACUGAUUAACAACUAGCCAGAAAUUUCACCAAAAUUAAUAAUUUUUAUUAAUUCUUAUAUAGACUAUUCAGACCUAAUUUUUUAAAAAAACAUAAUCUGUAUAUGUAGCCAUUUUUAAAUUCUAUUUGUCCAUGUACAAAGCCAUGAAUUUGUCUUUUCUGCCUAAUUGCACAAAUACCAGUUCUAGACACAAACUGAAUAUUAAAAAAAGGGCAGCUUUGACUUGUUCAUCUCUUUUAAUCAAAUGAAAUAAUCUAUUUCAUAAGCUCUUGCAGGAACCCAAACUUUUCCAAAGCAACAAAAAGAACCCAGCAAUAUAUUUUGUGAAAUGCUUUCUCAGCAUCAAGCAAAAUAAUUGCAGCCAUGUCAUUUCUAUUACUAUUUUUUAUUGUUAUAACCCUGGAACUUUAUAGUAAAGGGGGGGGGUGCAAAGGAAACUAGUAAAUAAAUCUGAUAGAUGCAUCUGUUUCUUAUAUUUUUUGGGAAAAAAAGUUAUACAUGUUAUUUGUUGAGUCAAAUCUAUUUAUUCUUUAUUUAGGUUAUCUAUAAAGUUUAUCUUAAGGAAAAUCGUGUUAUAAAGAGAAAUGUGGAUGAACAACUAAGAAUUAAGACAGUAUAUGACAAAAGUAUUGAGGAGUAAGUAUAAUGGCAGCCUUCUAAAAUUAUUAUUCUGAGUUGGGAAGGGGCUGUUGGUCCUGCCUGAGAGGUAUUUCUCCACACAUGUGGAAAUGCCUUCAGUUUUUAGUUCCUGCAUUCAAGCAUUAGGGAGAGCUCAUGUCCAACCUGAGGACAUCUUACCUGUACUGGAAAAUUAGCUGAUAGCUAGGAAGACCUGUCCCCCUUCUACUUUCCUCACCAAACAAGUAGGCAAGGUAAUAGGGAAUACGUAGCUAAGGGGGACAGAUUUGUGUUGCAGGACUGAGUCUGGAGUAACUGGUUUUAUAGGUGGAAAGGGAUUGGUUGAUGAUAGUAUUUCAUACAAAUAGAAAAGAAACAAUUCCCUCCCCUUAUUGUUUUCUUUCUUCAUAGAUUGCCACCUGAAAAAAAGCACCUUAUAAAGGUAUGUGACUCUUCCUUCUUGCAUGUAUGUCAGUCAUGCCUAUUGCUGAAUGGAGUUCUAGUUUAAUUGCACCAAUCCACUGGUCUGUAUGAUCCGUGACUGUAAGUGGUAUUUUAACUUUUCUAAACAGCUUUCCUGCUCCAUAUCUGAAACUGCUUUUGAAAUUUGUGCAGACCUAACAUUGUGUGUUCUCCUAACCGUGGUUAUGUGAUCAGGAGCAAACUGACUUUUCUCCCUCCUUCUCCCUCUUUGGUGCAAUUUCCACUCUCCCUUACCUUGGCAACUUUAACCAAAAGCAGCAUUAAGAACUACAGAAAUGAUAAAUGUGGUUUUAGCGCUAGCCAGAGUUCAUGUGUGAACCAAGUUCUGAUGUAUGCUACAAACCUUAAUUUGUGUCACCUUGCUGCAGAUUUUGUUAAAGUUCAGGAUACAUGAGUAUUGUCUGAUAAUACAAUAAAAUCAGCAUCUCUUUAUGCUUAUCUCAUUCAGUUCAAAGCUGUGAAAAUAUACUUAGUAAGUGAGACUUGGGACUUCAUUCUUUAGAAUCUAGUUUCCUCUCUCUCUUUUUUUGGUGUAAAGAGACUUUUCUUUUCUGCACAUUUAGAAUAAGCUUUUCCCGCAAGCUAUUUCCUAUUUAGAGAAGACAUUUCAAGUACGGAAACCUACUGGUACCAUUCUAUUAAGCAGGUAUGUACAUGGUUUAGUGUUGUUUAAUAGUAAGUGUCAACAUAAGUCUGUAUUUAAGAUUAUAUUCUGCCUGUAGAUCAGAAUUGUUCCCACCCACCCAAAAAACCCCACUAAGAGUAAUUCCAUUCUGAUGAGUAAAUUAACUUGGUUACAUUGGUAUACCUAGCUUCUCUGUUAUGUGGGUUUAUUCUAUGCAUCCAUUUCAUUGAUAACUAAAUCUGUAAUUCUGAUUUGUUUUAAGACAGUGUGUAACAAAUGAAUAUUUAAGAAAGAAAGAUGACCCUCACCGAUACUGCCGAAAAGCAUGUGCAGAAUAUACAAAGUGUGGUCCAGUCACAGUUCCUGAGGAACACCUGCAGGUAAUUCAGUCCUCGGCGGCCCAGGUGUGGGGAACUUCCAGUUCAUGGUUCGAAGAUGGCCUUCCAGGCAUCCUUCAUUUUCAAUAAGCCAUGCCUACCUGCCCUGCACCUGAUAUCAUACGUGAGGGGCAGGUAAGGGCAGGACUUUAAAGGAACAACUGGGACAUGUUCCUUUGAGCAAGGUUUCCUUUGAUUUGAUUUGAUCUGAUUGAUCUACACCCUAGCCUUUGUCCAAAAUGGAGCACAGAGCAGCUUACAACAACAAUUAUAUAAUACUAUAAUCAUAAUAAAACCACUCCUAAACCCAACAAAUGAAAAUGUAAUGGACAGCAGCAAUAAAGCUGUGUAGCACAAAUAACACUUCAUGAUCCAAAUUCCCGGACAAAUAAAAAUAUCUUAAUUCUUAGCACAAUUCUUAUGAGAACGGUUGCACUAUGUAUCCACAGUUAACAUCCCUGGCCGGAAAAAACAUAGCAGCUCUUAUAAGUAGCAAAUUUCUGAACAGAAGUUGUGAGUCAACUGUGCCAGUCAUCACUUGCAAGGGUAUAAUCUUAAAUCCCGUUAUAGUAUCACAAUGAGAAGAUUCCAUUUCCUUUGGUACUUAACUGUGGUAUCAAGGCAAAUCAAUCAGUGGCAUCAAGCGAAGUGAAGUUAAGAAGAGCAUAUAAUGUUGCGAAUCAACAGGGAUGAGAGAACUAGGAGCUGAGUUCAACAGAUUGGUGAGAGGAUUGAAUUUUCAGCUUGAGUGCAGAGAAAUUGUGGGGUUCAGUAACACUCAAAGGUAUAUUAUGUUGAUGGACCUAGGCUACUUUUUAAAAUUGUUUUCAGUUUUAAUGUCUUGUUUUUAAAUGGACUUGAAUGGUUUUUUUCAAUUUCAUUAAAGAAAAUAAGUUUUGGGCAGUCCCUGUAUUACACUUUUCAGUGUUUACUUCCUUAGUUUUCCUUGAGUUAACAAAACAGCUGGAUAAACUGGAUGAAAGCUGCAUUUUUAAAAACCUUGAACAGAUCAAGAGUGAUCAUAUAUCUUGCCCAGUGUAAAUUCUCUGGCACCAGAUAUUAAGGCUAACCACAGUACAUAUAGACCAUAGCAGACGAUAUGCUUUGUACAAUCUACAUAUGGGCAAUGAUAAUAAGAUGUCACAGUAUAAGGUACUACAGCAUCUUCAGAUUCUACAACACAGCUGUCAUCUUUUCCCUUUUCUUGCAAGGAAUCCUAUUCGGAAUAAGGGAAUUUCCCUUUUAAAAAGGGAAACGUUGACAGCUAUGUGCUACACAUACACACACACACACACCCCACACCUCACUUUUACAAUCUGAAGGAUGCCUCUGGAUUGGAAGACAGUGUAGUAGGCAUGAGAGCUUUCCAAAAGAAAAGCUGGAAGAAAUGAUUAUGCAUUCAUUAAUGUCAUUCUCUAUUUCAAUAUCAUUUGGUCCUAACACACCUUGCCAUUUUCUGAACUUUGGGCUCUUAAAAAGCAUUUGUGGAUUCCAGGAGGGUAUAGCUUUCAAAAACUAUUUUAAAAAAUAAUCAGGUGCAACUAUACCCUUUGGAUAUUGGCUGUGAGCAGUAUUACAAAAUCAAUAUAAGUGUGGCAAAUCAUUGUCUUAAUAUCUUUCUUCUGUCAGAUAAAGAAAAAUAGAAAGGAGGAUGGGUUGUAUCUAAGUCAUGCUCAGAGCAGGCCUAUUAAAUGGCUGGCUAGCUCAGUUGGUAGAGCAUGAGACUCUUAAUCUUAGAGUUGUGGGUUUGAGCCCCCUGUUGGGCAAAAUGAUCCUGCCUUGCAGGGGGUUGGAUUAGAUGACUCUUGUGGUCCCUUCAAAAUCUACAAUUCUAUGAUUCUAUAAAUUAGUCAUGGCCAUUGAUUUCAGUGCCUCAAGUCUGAGCAGUUGGUUACCAAAUUUCUUCUGUUAGACUGAAGACAGUUGUUAAAUUAUGUCUGUUUGAAACUAAUUUCCUCUAAAUUUAUUGUCUUAGCAAUGUAGGGCGUGUAAUGAAAUGCUGGAUUGUGGACCUGUUGGUGUAAGAGACCAAGAAGGGGUUCGAGAUGCUGACUUCGUGUUAUAUGUUAGUGCUCUGACUACUGAAAGGUGUGGCCAAGAAAAUAUUAUUGCAUAUGCAGCAUACUGUCAACUAGAAGCUGAUAUGGACAGGUAACAUUUUCCCCCUCCAAAUUAACUUUCAUUUAUAAGUGUACUGGUGUGAUGACUUCCAAAGGUGGCUUUAACUGACCAGUUUACUAGAUGAACUGUGCUGCUCAAAUUAAUGACUAAUUCUUAAUGGAACUAGAAUUGUCUAUUCUGAGUUCCUUUUUUGAGCAGUAGAUGCCUGUGUUUGUAGCCUGAAUCAUGAAAUUAGAAGAAUCGCCAACUAAAGUAGAUGUUGCACUCUUAAUCUCUAUUGUUUGCAGAGAAAUCCAACUUCUCUUUGUUAAGAGAUUUUACUAGCAAUACCAUUAUCAAAAUCUAUUUAAUUUGUGGUCAGAUGGGGGUGGAGUGAAAACAUGUUUCACUCUGCUGCCCAUUGUGUAAAUGGUGAAACUACAAUUGCUUACGCGCUUUAGCAUUCUAAAUUUAGAUUUUUGGUUGUUGUUGAGUGCACAUUGUUUGUAUUCAUUUAUUAAGCUUAGCAUGUUCCUAAGAUGGUGAAGUUUUUAUUCUAUAGAAAUAUAUUUUUCAUUAUUUCCCAGACCAAUUGCAGGGUAUGCUAAUCUUUGCCCGAAUAUGAUUUCAACCCAAGCACAAGAAUUUGCUGGCAUGCUGUCUACUGUGAAACAUGAAAUCAUUCAUGCACUGGUAAGAUAUGUUAUUUGUUGCAUUCAUUUAAAAUACUAGCAACAUCUUUGUGUUGCACCAUGCAAAAAAUUAUUUGUUUUUGUUUCUCUUCUAAAAGACAUAGAUGUGAACUUAGCCUACACUGUAUGUUUAUUUUACCAUACUUUCAGACAACUUUUUUUGUUGUUUUGAGGUUUGUUAACUUCUAGGCAAAACAUGCUUUCUUAUGUUGAUGAUAAAUAAUAUAAAUGACUUUGCAUUGCCUUAAAGGGUUUUUCUGCUGGGCUGUUUGCAUUUUAUCGUGAUGAUGAUGGAAAUCCUUUGACUGCCCCAUCUCAAAAUGGAUUGCCACCCUUUAAUGAAAGGUAUAUAUUGAAAUCUAUGUUGGACUUUAUGAAUCUAUGUAGUUUUGUUGAAGGAAGUGAUGUGACAUAGUUGCGAAAUAAUUCUUUUGCCAACAUUUUAAUACCUUGUGACUCAGUUGGUUUGUUUCCUUGGCUGAUUUUUCUUCCAUGUCCUCUUUCAUAGCUAGCUAUCAUGAGCUUCACAGUUAUCAUGUUUAAUAUUAUUAUUUUUUAAAUGCAUUUAACAUUUGCUGAUGUCAGCCUGUUGAUCAUAUUUAGAAUUGAUCCUGCUUGCCAGUCAAGUUAAUUCAGUCUGCCUUCCUUACAGCCUUGGUGUAUAUCAAUGGAGCAAUAAAGUAGUAAAUAGCGCUGUGCGGUUAUGGGAUGUACGGGGCAAUAAGAAACUACUUCACAAUGUAUUCCUUCUGAUAACUCCUAAAGUAGUUGUAAGUAUCAUGUUCACUUUUUAUCAGAAUAAAUCUAACUAACUUCCUCAGAUAAGGACAUCUACACAAUUUGCCUUGCCUUCUUUAGGAGGUUUAUCUAACACUUUGAGAAUUAUAGGAAUAGCUUACUCCCAGUAUCCCUGGCAAGCUGCUUACUGGUAAAAUAAUGCAUGUCAAGAGGAAUAAUUCUCAUUAGAAAAAUGAUCAAUCCUUGUAAUAGUAAAGUGGCUGGCCCUUCUCCAACUACUAGAGCACCAGAACAAGGCCACCCACAGACGUGGGAGUGGGGUUGGUUCCGGAUAUCACAGGUGUGCCAAAGAUAUCAGUUCAAAGAAAUGAGAGACCUAAAGGAGAGAUCUCAAGCUGUGCAUGGAAGCUGCCAUCAUGCCGCCAUAGAACCUGAGUGGCAUGAAGCCACAGCACAGACACAAAACUUCAGCAGACUGGGUUGCUGCUUGUAUUCCUUCAGCCUACUAAAGCGGAAGGAAGUUGGGCAAAAGCCUGUUCACAUUGUGGCUUGCAUAGCUACCUGUUAGAUAUGCUUUUUAUCCUCCAAGUGAUUCAAAUAACCGAAUCAUUCUGAAGACUUUAAAUUAUGGGUUUUAUGAGAUCAGAACGUGUUAUGUUUUUCAUAUAGGUGAAUUAAUUUUAAAACCUUUUAAUUAUUAUUAUUAUUAUUCUCAGCUUCAUGAACUUUAAAUAGUAUUUCUUACUAGCAGCUUCCAUCUCCGGCUCGCUCCAUUCACUAACCUCCCCUGCCCACCAACCCCUUUGACAAUCCUCUCUUCUCCAUGUAUAUGUAACCCCUCCUCCCUUUACACCUCGCCCUUCGCCUCACCCCAAGCUUUAAAGGAGGGGCUUUUUUUGCCCAAAACCACACUCUAAAGUGCCUCCUCCCUCCGUUAACACUUGCUGCAGCUGGAUUUAACAGGGGAAGCACUUCAGGGAGCUGCUGGGCAAAUCACUCUAUGAAGUGCCUCUCUUCCCAAACAUCUUGCCUGGGGCACCUGCCACCCACACUGCUUGCUUGCCUGCCUGUUCUGCUGUCCAGCUGGUGUUUGCAUGGCUGCCUAUUGCCAAUCAUGUGAACCACAUUGUGAUAGCAGUCUUACAUUUCAACACAUAUAGGAAGAAGAAUUGGGGGACCCUUUUCAUUGGAAAUCUGUGCAAGAUGAAGGAAGCCCCUCCUGGGAACUUAAAAUAUGAGGGGAGGGAGUUAGUUUUGAUUCUCAAGGAAGAGUAUUGCUAAUUAUUUUGACAGCAGUCUUCUGGUGCAUCUUUUUGAAGGAGGAGGCCCGAAAACACUUUGGAUGUCAAUUUCUAGAGGGGAUGGAACUUGAAAAUCAAGGUGGCAUGGGUACAGAGCUCAAUCAUUGGGAAAAGAGAUUGUUGGAGGUCAGUACAGCUAAUUAUGAUACAGUAGCUAUUGGGUUUUUUGUGAGGUGAUCAUAAACUGAAAUGCAGGUUUUUGUGAUAUCGGAUACUUUGUCUCCAGGAUGACAGAUUGAUGAAAGUUUAAAUGUAGGAUUUAUCACUGGAAAGAUUCCUUCCCCCAUCCUCAGAUUUUUAUUUAAUCUUUCCAUUAGAACUUGUUAAUUGGAUAGUCACUGCAAUCUAGAUAAAAUGGGAUUUUAUAAAGCAGUUUUUAAAAGAGGAGCAGUACAGCUUGCUUUGUGAAAGAAUACCAUGCAUUAUAAAGAAUACAUAUUGAAUAUAUAAAGAAUAUAUAUUGUAAUUAUUACCUUUGUCUUCAUUUGUCUUUACCUUUCCACUCUGCCAUUUCUUACUAUUUGUUUUAAAUGAGCAGUACCAGAGGAGCAAUUUAGGGUAGUCCCCUAGUGUUUCAGACCAUAUGCAACUCCUCAUUCUGUAGUUGGCUUAUACACUUAAUACAGUGGUGAGAGGGCCUCCCGCAGAUAUCAGCUCAUCAGGAAGCCUGAUGAUUAGAUGUCUAGUGUGGCAGUGCCUACCCUUUGGAAACCACACCAUUAUAAACCCAGGAGGUGCCGUCUUCAUUGGCUUUAAACACCUAUUGAAUCCUCUACCAUCAAGCCCCCUAAGUGGAGAUGAAGACUAUCCCAGACUUUACCUGAAUUGGCCCAGGGAUAGCACAUACAUGUAAAUCACUUCAGACCGUUUCAUGGGGAGGGAUCCUAAAUGAAAUAACGAAGGAAAUGUUAGAAAUAAUUAAUGGACCUAUGUAAUAAGUGUUUAUGCCCAAAGGUGCACAUUCUUUCUUCUCCCCCACCCCAAAACGAGGAAUGAGUUCUUGUUCUGUCAUGAAGCUUACGGGUUUUUUGGGUGGUUACUUUCAGAAUGAAGCUAUGACUGGAUCGCACACUCAGAACAGGGUCUUCUCCCGCAUCACUUUGGCAUUAAUGGAAGACACUGGGUAAGGAUGUAUAGUUGGUUUUGGUUUUCUCAUAAAUAUGCCUUGUUUGGACAGAUCUUAAAUAUAUAGUUAAGAAACUUAUGUAGUUGGAGGUGUUUGAAUUUUAGGCUUCGGAAACAACGCAACAUUUCUACGCAAAUCAUUUUGUCGAUAUUGUUGCCGCUCCUUGUUCUUGUAAAUAUUGGGGUUUCAUGUGAGGUUUUGUCUUAAGAUUAAUCUUUCCAUUCUGGAUUUGCAUCUGCCAGUCAGCUAUUUUUAAUGCACGUGAAAAGCCUAUAUCUUGAGUUGGAUAACUUAAAUUCUAACAUGAAAUUGAAAACAAAAUUUCUCCGUUCAUUUUGCAUUUAUCUGCUGGUGCAAUGUGAAGUUGUAGAGUCAAAUUAAGGAUACUCCUGAACUAAUCAUAAUUCUUGAGCAUUUCCCUCCAGCUGUAAGUGGAUAAUGGGGGAUAACUAGUCAGAUUUAAAUUACCUUAGAGUGGCAUUAGUGCUAGCUGUUGAAAUCUUUUCCCCCUUUCAAUGUUUAUUCCUUCAUUGAAGGAGAAGAGCAAUUCCAUUUUUGGGCUUUGCUUCUUAAGCCAAAAGAGAAGCAGUAAUCUUGGAGACGACAAUACGUGUGCUUGUUUGUAGAAAUGCAUUUGCCUUUCCUUUCAGUUACCCUACCUGCAUUAGGAAAUGGUUCAUAUUGGGUAGCUUGAUUAACACAUGCAGAGCUUUGAAAUAACUUUUUGCUGACUGUUCAGAAGUGCAAUAACCUAAUUUCUAUUUCAACGUAUGUUCACAGCUGGUAUAAAGCGAAUUACAACAUGGCAGAAAAGCUUGAUUGGGGCCGAGAUAAAGGCUGUGACUUUGUGAUGAAAAGCUGUAAGUUUUGGAUUGAUCACAAGAGGAGAAGGUAAGAAUGUGUUUCUUUAGAUUGCAUGUUCUGUGAUGCCAGUGGCAUUGCAAUAGCCUAUUAAUGUUUGUCUGGUUAGUACUGAUUUUUUUGUUAAGUGUUGUAUAAAAAUAUUUUAACAGUUCCCUUAUUGUGGUUUUCAACUUUAUUCACAGGAAAGAAUUGGUGGAUCCAUAUUGUGACACUCUGCGGACUAAUCCAUUGCAGCUAACCUGUAGACAGGACCAAAGAGCAGUGGCAGUGUGCAAUUUACAGAAAUUCCCACAACAGCUUCCUCAGGAAUAUCAGGUAUAAAGGGUGUUACUCUAUGUGAGUUCUAUGAACCAUCAGUCUCAUUCAGACAUGAGAACAAGCAGCGGGGCUGGGCACGUCCUCCUUCUCUUCCAGUGCAACCACAAGGAAGAAUUUGGAAGCUUUUGCUUCCAUUUUAGAUUCAGCUUGAUUUGUUGUCGGAUCACAUGCAAACUGUAGUUUGUUGAAACAAGUCAACUUUAAAUCAUAGUUUAAGCAGCUGGCUUGUUUCCACUCACCAUAGUUAAGAUUAACCGUAGUUUAGGGUUCAGACAACACACAGUCAAAAGAGAAUGCAUUUGUCAUGCAUAGCAGACUUGUAUGUGCAGUUUUAGCAAUACUGUUGUUUCUAAAAUAAAAAUUAUUAAUGGCAGUAGCAACUAUAGCUUUGUGCUUUGGUUCUCUUUAACAUGAAUACAAUGUAUGGAAUGUGGGUUUCUGCCGUUGUUGUAAAAGUUUGCUAUUACUACCAGGUGAUGGUGAUGGUGAUGAUGAUCAUAUGACUGUGCUGCUUCUACCUUCAUAGCUGCCUCUGUCACUGUAUCUUUUGCAGUAUUUUGACCGUCUUUAUGGGGUACCAUCAGAAGAUUUGCCUUAUUAUGGUGGGUCUGUUGAAAUUGCCGACUUCUGUCCGUUCAGUCAGGAAUUUAGCUGGCACUUAAGUGGUGAAUUUCAACGAAGUUCAGACUGUAGAAUACUCGAAAAUCAACCAGGUCAGUUGGUUUUGUGUUUAGUUUCUCCUUUACUAUCUUUCAGAUAUUUUGGGUUCCAAUGUAAGGGAAACCCAUGGCUUCUUUAUCUAACCCAUGGUUGUCAUGUUGCAUCUGUAUCUGAGGUUUGUUUCAGGCUCAGAAACUAGGAUCUGAAAUCACAGUGUGAAGCUGGUUAGCAGUCCACAGUAUGUGUUAACAGUGCUUUCCUGAUUUUUUAGAUCCUUUCAAAAACUAUGGUGCAGAGAAAUAUGGACCAAAUUCUGUGUGUCUCAUUCAGAAGUCAGCUUUUGUUAUGGAACAAUGCAGAAAGAAACUCAGUUACCCUGACUGGGGCAGUGGCUGCUACCAGGUAACUGCAGGAGCUCUUAAUUUAAGGUUGCAUUUUGUAAAGUUGUGUUGUUUAGAAAUCAUUAUUGCUCUUAACUAGUCAUUACAUGUUUCUAUAUUUAUAUCUAAUUGUAUUAGACCAGAUAGUCAUGUGGAAGUCAAAAGAUCUCCCUACCUCAUGCCCAUUAGUUUUAUGCCAACAGUAUAAGUCUCUAAAGUGAGCAGAUACCCUCUUACACGGCCUGACCAACAAUCUGUCAUCUUCCAAAUCUGCAUGCAAACAAGUGAAGGUACACACAAAUUGUUCUAGCUUUUCCUUUUGACAGCUCGACUACAAGCAACAUGUCUCUUAAAAGACUUGGUUUAAAAAUUAAAUAAAUGCUUGCAAUAAUCUAGCUAGUCCAACUUUAUUUCUUAGGUUUCUUGUUCUCCCCGUGGGCUGACUGUUUGGGUCAAGGAUGAGUCAUAUUUGUGCAGUCGCUCAGGUCAAAUCCUAACAGUGAAUAUUCAGAUGAAUGGAUGGGUACAUAUUGGGAACCUAAUUUGCCCAGCGUGUUCAGACUUCUGCGAUUUCUGCCCACCUGAGCAGGAUCCUCCUCCAGUUGCUAAUUUAACAAGACUUACAUCUAUUGGUAAGCAACCCUUCAAAAGUCAUUAAGUGAAAUAGAGAGUUCUUGUUUUGUUUUGGUGUAAUGUUCUUUGUAGCAUUUUCAGAAUUAUAUUCCUAGCGAACAGGAGAACUAGUUCACUUUUUUACACUACAGUGUUUUGUUUUGUUUUGUUUUGUUUUGUUUUGUUUUGUUUUUUUAAUAAUUUUUAUUAACCGGCCAAUCAAAUCAAAUCAAAUCACAUCACAUAAAUUCCGAAUUACAAAGCCGAAUUUUAAAUUUUGUUGAGGGGACCCAUAUUUCAAGAUCCGAAGGGGGAUUCUGAUCAUCUUCUUGCUACUGCGUUAAUGUCCAAAUCAGUCCAAACAAAGUUCAUAAUUCUAUCCAGUCUUAUCUUGCUGUUUCCACAUCACAUCUUGUUCAUAUAUUUUCUCUUUUUUCUUGAUGAUCUCUUCUGAUAGUCUCCUUAAGCCGAUAAACACCAAUAAUAAUCCUGUGUGAAUUUUUCCGUUCUUCCAAUCCUCAAAUCGAGAUGGUUUCCAUAUAUCAUCACCUUCAUAGAUAACAUCGCUCUUUCCAUCUUUAAUUACAGAACUGUCGUUCUUAAGUCCCUCUGAGGAGUUUCACCCACAAUAUAAAAACAGCUCUAUUUCUCUAUUUCUCCUCCCAGACUUAAGUCCUCCGACAGAACAUCCCAAUAUGGCGACAGCACUUUUAACUGCGUCAUUCCAAAGCCCUUAUACAUUCUUAAAACAUGCUUUGGUUCGAAAGUUUAUCUCCACACAGCCUUAAAUCCACAGCUUAAGUCCUUAAAACGACAUUUCUGACUUGUGGGGGGGGGGGAUUCUUGUUUAAUCACAUAAAGGAAAGAAAGGAAAGUUUUUUUUUCCCUCCCCCAUCAGUCCCUUUGCCAUACCGAGUCUUGGCGUAUCUUCUCAUGAUUUAUACUUGUUCCUCCGACUCGUCUUGUUUUAUCAGAGAUCUCUUCUGUUAGCAGUCUUUACUCCCCCGCCUUCCUUGAAAUAUGUGCAUUCGCUUCAUCCAAAUUGUUUCUUUUGAAGUUCUUGCAGCUAGUGGCGCGGAUCAGAGACGGCGUCCAGGAGCGCCGAAAUCCCACAGGAGGGCAUUGUGCCUAGUGCCCCCAUCCCCACAAAUUCGGGGUGGUAUAGGGCACAGCAGGCAAGGGCAGUCCCCCCCCCACAAUCCUGGGGGGGUAGGGAGGCUAUUUACUCCCAUCACAGCCUCCAAAUUACCUCGUGUGGGUCGGAGAGAUGUUAUUGUCAGCCAUCUUCUGAUGCGCCCCUAGUGGCCCCUCUACACUACAGUGGUUUUAGAGGAGGAGAGCAGGACCAAAACAGACAAUUCAAUUAGGCUUUGGAAAACUCUUUCCCCCUCCUUCUCUUUCUUUAGUUUGGAAAAAUGAUGAAUUAAUGUUUAGACUCUCAAAGAGCAUCUGCCUCUAUUCCUGUUUGUCAAGGACUAUUUUGAACAGCAUCUGCAGAAGUACUUAAACUAUGCUAAUACCAUUUUAAAAUUUAUUUUAGAUUUGUGUUCCUGUUCCCCUAGCCUGGUAGUAACCCUAUGGCUAUUGAUGGCGAACUUGCUUCCGCUACUGGCUGGAUUUCUUCUUUGUGCAUGGAGUUAAACUGGGCUCCCAGGUUACCCCAUAGACUACGUCUAGAAUACACUCCAUUUGAGUUCUUCUCAAAGGCAGCUAUCCGGAAGAGCAAACGCAUCUCCACCUGCCUUGUGGCAAGAAGGCCGGCUGAUCACAGGCAGAAGGUGCUGGAGAAACAGCCUCCAUCCCAAGAGAGGCGAAGUUUACAGCGUCAUCUCAAUAAGUGCCAGUAUUAAAGUUUUGUUUUUAUGUUGGUAUCAAAUUGUGGAGAACAAAAUCGCCAGUAGUGUUAUGUUGCCACUGGUCUGGAGCACUCUUGAUAGGCAGAAUUCUCUGAGACUGGUAGCAGAAUUUUUGGCAUCCUUAGAGAUAUACCUCAGAGUUUCCUUUAAUUUAAAAGCCAUGAAAAUAAGUCACCAUCAUUGCUAAUAACUUGAGCCUAGUGUGGCUUUAUGGAUUCUUGUAGAUGUAUCCAAAGAGUUAGCCUUUUGGUACAGCUUUAGGAUGCUUCCAGAACUGUUAUUUGCUUUGUACACUCUGGUGAUUUGAAGAUACAGUGGUACCUCAGGUUAGGUACUUAAUUCAUUCCAGAGGUCCGUUCUUAACCUGAAACUGUUCUCAACCUGAAGCAACACUUUAGCUAAUGGGGCCUCCUACUGCUGCUGCGCCACAGGAGCACGAUUUCUGUUCUCAUCCUGAAGGAAAGUUCUUAACCUGAAGCACUAUUUCUGGGUUAGCGGAGUCUGUAACCUGAAGCGUAUGUAACCAGAAGCGUAUGUAACCUGAGGUACCACUGUAUUCUCUGAAGUAUCUGUUGCUCAGAAUAUGGAGGAACUUUUCAAUAGCUGCACAUCAUGCACUUUUGAUAUUCUAAAUAGUGAAAAUAUUUAAUCUCCCCUUAACUUGUUGAAGACCAACCACUAAACUAAAGUAUUAUGCUGUAAUUUCGAUGGACUUAAGCCUUCAGUCCUAAGCAUACUUGCUAGGAAGAUUUGCAUCCUAGCAAGCAUGUUUAGGAUUGAACAUUCCUAAGUAAACUUGUUUUGGGUUAGGUUACUCAUGUUCAGUUUCUUACAAGGUAAUUUGAAGAAAGGUGUAGCCCUCAUUCAUGAAUGUUCAUUUCACUGCAUUGGCCUUCUUGAAAUGCUGGUAUACAGCCAGUCCUUAGGGGGGGUUUUCCACACACUUAGGUGAGUAGGCCAGAGGAAGAGUGAAAUCACUGAAUUCAUAAUUAAAUUUGAGGGGGCUUUAAAAAGCAACAACACCAAACUGUGAUACUUACAGAUUCCAUACUGACACCUUUGGGGCCAAAAUGUGGGUUUCUAUUAUCAGGGACCCUAUUCUGGUUCUUGGGUGAAAGAAUUGCUGAGCUCAAUUAUGUUGGGUACAUGAAGACUUGUAAACUUUCUUUUUUUAAAAAAAAGUAUGCUGCUUGUGCCACUAAGAAAUUUCUAAAAGUCAGUCAGUGAGCAACUUGUAGAUGAAGAAUCUGUUCCCGUGAGACUGAAAAACCCUCAGGGAUCAUAGUUCUGAUAACUUUCCUUUCUUGCAACUGGCACAGAUUGGUUUUGCCUUGGGACUGGAGGGGUUCACACCUGGUCCCACUGAGCAUUCUGAUCCAUUGAAAGCAGUGCUGCACUAGGAGAAGCAAAUGUUUACCUAAAUCUUCCAGUCCUCUCAAAAAGUGUGCAGUGGUAGCAGGCUGAUCAGCACAGUGAGAUCGGAAACUUGAGUGGAAUCAGGGGAACUCUUCCAUUAACAAGAAAUGCAGUCUCUUUGAAGAAAGUACAUGGGGAGUGGCUAACCUGUGGCUAACCAGAUGUUGGACCAUAACUUGGAUGGUCAAGGGUCCAAAUACAGCUAAAGGUUGGCCACCCCUGCUCGAAUAGUGCCUGCUAGAUUUCCUUUCUUAAAAUAAACCUUAUUUUUACAAAGAGGGUUGGUGUGAAUACAGCUAGUCAGUAAAGUGCUUCCUACCGGAAGCAUGAGAAAGCUGACUGAAGCAUUUGAGAGGGGAUUUCUCCUCCAGUGAUGUGAAUAUGUGUACAUUACUACAAAUAUGCUAUUUAUAUUACACACGACAUUAGCCUUAAAUAAGCGGGGGGCGGGAAGGCAUGGAAAUAGCAAUAAAAUAUUAGGGUUAAGAAAUGCUUUAAAUAUGUCCAAUUUGAAUAUGAAUGAGAAUUCUCUAAAUAGAUCUAUAGCUCAACUAAUAGGAAAUGGCUCCAUGGAACAUGGAGUAAAGACUAAUUCUUAUCUGUGCAAUAAUAAUAGAACUUAAAUAGCAUCUUGUAAGGGUGCUUUUAUAUACUUGAACAUUUUUCUCAUUGUUUGUCUUGAAGCAAAACAAUUGCACUGUAUCAACUUUUUGGCUAACUUUGUGUAUAGGCAUUUUUACCAAUGUUAAUGAAUUUGUGUCGUAAAAAUAGAACAUUGUCCUGUUUGAGAAACGGUUUUUCUUCUGCUAGGCAUUUGUCCAUCUGAGAAUGUAAUGAAAUGGAGAAAUAUCUAAAGGUCCCCGUAAAAGUUGCAAGUUUGUAAAUAUAUUAGCCCAGAACUUAAGAGAGCAUUUGGCUGUGUUACCUUCCAGCUCCUUUGCAUGCAGCUAUUAGCUGCUUUUAUGCAUCUUGUGAAAGCAAAAGACAGUUUUAAUAUGAGAUUCUAGUUAUAUCUGAGAACAUGGUAGCAAUUUAUAAUCCACAGCCCUAACCGAUGUGACUGGUAUUGAUUACUGUGUUUAAAGAAAUGCUCCUCAGUUAAAAUAUAAGUAGUCUAUUCUCCUCUAUGAGUCAGACAAAUUCUGGUUGAUUAGCAAAGGUAAACACAUCUAAAACAUAUUUUACUGUUACAGAACAAUCUCAUGUGCAGGAAGCAAGGUCUGCUACCACUGCUGUUACCAUUGUAGAUAGCUCAACUGCUUCUGGACAUUUUUCUGAGCAGGGGUCACAAGUCCUUGGGCACAUUUGCCAACCAGAGAAGCUGUUGUGGGCAGCACACUCGCCCUUCCUCCUGAAAUUAGGCUUGGCAAAAAGCAUGUUUGCUGCCCUGCCUCACCCAGGCAUUGUGGCAGGGAGAACAAGCAGCCAACCUUCCUGAAGAGAGCAGCUGGAGAAACAAGAGCUAUGUAUUUAUAUAUCACCUACAAGCCAAAAUGGCAUUAAGCUUCCUUUGCAAUUGCAGUCUGCAGAAAGAAAAGCCUUCUAUUGGAGUGGCAUUUUUUGAAAGGGAGCAUCAUGCCUGGGAGGAAAAAGGAUAAUCUUUCCCUCUCCAAAUAAUUUCCCAUGGUACAAUGUACACGUGUAUGUACACGUGUAUGCAUGUGUGUCAUGUUAGCAACUCCAAGAUGCAAGAGGGUAGUUCAUCAUGAGAGGAUCAUUGGGAGUUGAUGCUAUGCUUGAGGCAUUCAUAAAAUGUAUUAACUGCUUCUCGCCUCAUAUUAGACAAAUUAGAUUAGAUUCUGCAGUAGAAUAAUGUUUCCCACACUGGAACAAAUAAUUUCAUAAAACUGCCUCUCUGUUUCAGGUACGUUUUGUUCUUUGGGGAUGCAUUGAGAUUUCAAGUUUAUUAGAAUGCGAUUGAGUGUUUCAUCAAAAAUGGGUCAGGGUGGUGUUUGUUUUUUAAAGAGAGCAAAAGUAGCAGUAGGAAGCCAUAGACUAUUUCAAAAUACAGAAUAUAAGAGCACAUCCCUGACUCAGGACAGAAAAUCAGUAGAUGCAGUUGAGUUAGACUGUAUUUACAUUUCAACUACUACUAUCAUUAAUUAAAUUUGUAUACCACCCUUCCUCCGAAGAUUACAGGGUGGCUCACAACAGAAACCUGUUGUGUCCAGUUAAAUACCCACAAUGUUUCUAAAUACAGUCGUACCUUGGAUCCUGAACGCCUAGGUACUCAGAGGUUUUGGCUCCCGAACGCCACAACCCCGGAAGUGAGUGUUCCUGUUUGCGAACGUUCUUUAGAAUCUGAAGGUCUGGCGGGGCUUCUGCAGUUUCCGAUUGGCUGCAGGAGCUUCCUGCAGCCAAUCAGAAGCCGUGCUUUGGAAGUCGAACGGACUUCCGAAACGGAUUCCAUUCUACUUCCAAGGUACGACUGUACGAAAUAACACUGCCAACCAUUAUUCUUCUUGGCAAGCACACAAACAGUAGGUGCAUUACUGUAUUUAGCCUAACAAGACUCCUCACCAUGUUGGCAUUCACUAGCCUACCAGUCAUUCUAAACAGGGAAAUAUGUUUUCUGAUGAAAUGUCAUAAGGAAAUAUGACCUAUGUUUUACUUGAUACUAUAGAAUGCUGCAUAUCUUGGUUAUGAGGAAGGAAAUGAAUGUUAAAGCAAUCUCCUACAUAAAGCUGCUCAUUUUAAAUAAUUUCAUUGUGUUAGGUCCCAGUUAUUGUACAGAUAUGCUCAAAAUAAAUCUACUUGAAAUAUUAAUUUUAUCUAGACAAGUUUCUCCAUGCCAGUGAGCUGUUUUCUAUUUCAGGUUCCCAACUUGAUCUCGUGGCAGGGUUUUAUGAGAGCAUACUUACAUUUUACCUUAUUAUUUUAUUUUAUGUGGCUUGAAUAAGGUAUAGAUUGUUUGGGGGGGGGAUCUUACCUAUCUCUGCAUAUGUGGGCCAAAGCAGACACUAUGCUUAUCUGAAUUAAUUUCUAUGAAUGUUAUACAGUUUAUAGCUGGGUAGUUUAAAAUCCAGUAUAAGCUGUGGAUGAGCAGUAGAGAACUGUCUGCGGAUGCACAUCUCUUGAGAACCAGGAUCAUGACUGAGAACAGUAAUACAGUUAGAGUCCGUAUAUAUGUGCAGUCUGUCACUCCGUAGUACAAAAUGUCAACAUAGAUUUUUACAUGUAAAUUGUACUUUGCCGAUUGAUACAACAUACUAUUUAUGCAGAACUAUUCUUUUCCACUUCCUGUCAUGAGUGGACUUCAGGCUGGAUUAUGUAUGGUGUUUAUAUGUGCAAUUGAUUUUAUUAUUUUUAAAAUAUGUGGAAGAUUCUUUUAGCAUAAGCACUUUGAGCAUUAGUGUCAAAUUAAAGAACCUUGUCUUAAAAAAAAAAUCUUUGGUCCUUUUUGUUUACACACUUUCUAGAAAGAAAUUGAGUUCUGUAGCAAGAAAUGUAGAAUACACUGCAGCUGCUCCGAAAAAACUGAAUUAUUCAGUUGAGAGAUAAGCAUGCCAUUAUUUUAAACUUUUCAGUACUGUUCUACUUUGUUUUGAUAUCACUUUGG
Podarcis lilfordi (Lilford's wall lizard) is the source of this 20117-nucleotide messenger RNA. Lineage: Eukaryota; Metazoa; Chordata; Lepidosauria; Squamata; Lacertidae. The record is from the annotation of a GenBank genome assembly.